This is a messenger RNA of Phaedon cochleariae (mustard beetle), 3903 nucleotides long. NCBI's taxonomy places the organism in Eukaryota, Metazoa, Arthropoda, Insecta, Coleoptera, Chrysomelidae. The record is from the annotation of a GenBank genome assembly.
GACUUGAUUGUCAAAUUUUGCCAGUCUUUCAGCUUUCAUCUUCAUAUUCUUCAUUGUUUUUAAGAGUCGAAUGGGGUUAAUAAGAGCAAAACUUUCAAAGAUAAACUGAGUGUUCUGGUGCUCCUAUAAAUCGUUGUGAUGAAUUCCUGAUAAGUUCUUAUAUUUUUAAAGUUAUUUUCGUCCUCAGUACCUCUUUGGGAUGGCCACCGUUAUAGAAAUCCCUUUACGGGACACAGACGAGGUAAUCGAACUUUAUUCGGACCAACUACCAGAAGGAGAUGAAGUUCUCGGAAUCCUUCGUCAAGAGAAGACCCAGCUAUCAGUCUGGGUCAAUCUUGCUCUUGAGUACUAUAAACAGAGCAAAAUCGAUGAUUUCAUCAAGAUACUGGAGUCCUCCAGAACAGAAGCUAAUACUACUUAUAGGGAUUAUGAGAAAGAUCAAAUGCGUGCUCUGGAUAUGCUGGCUGCAUACUAUGUACAGAAAGCUAACAAGGAAAAGAAUAAGGACCGUAGAAGGGAUCUUUUCACUAAAGCAACCCUUUUAUAUACAACAGCAGACAAAAUUAUCAUGUAUGAUCAAAAUCAUUUACUUGGACGGGCAUAUUUCUGUCUUCUAGAAGGAGAUAAGAUGGAACAGGCUGAUGCUCAGUUUAAUUUUGUGUUGAACCAGUCACAAAAUAACAUACCCUCUCUGCUUGGUAAAGCCUGUAUAGCUUAUAACAAGAAAGACUAUCGUGCUGCCCUUGCUUUUUACAAAAAAGCCCUGAGAACCAACCCAAAUUGUCCUGCUGCAGUAAGAUUAGGUAUGGGUCAUUGUUUUAUCAAGUUAAAUAAUUUGGAAAAAGCAAGGCUGGCUUUUGAGAGAGCCCUGGAGCUAGACAACAAAUGUGUAGGAGCCCUAGUAGGACUUUCUAUAUUGAAACUGAAUGAGCAACAUCCAGAAACAAUCAGAACAGGAGUGCAAAUGCUCUCAAAAGCUUAUACCAUAGAUUCCUCAGAUCCCAUGGUUUUGAAUCAUCUAGCUAACCAUUUCUUUUUCAAAAAAGACUACAGCAAAGUUCAACAUUUGGCACUGCAUGCUUUUCAUAACACUGAGAAUGAAGCAAUGCGUGCUGAGAGUUGCUACCAGUUAGCCAGAUCAUUCCAAGUUCAAGGGGACUAUGAUCAAGCUUUUCAGUAUUAUUAUCAAGCCACACAGUUUUCACCUGCUUCAUUUGUAUUGCCUCAUUUUGGGCUUGGGCAGAUGUACAUUUAUAGAGGGGACACAGAAAAUGCAGCCCAAUGUUUUGAGAAAGUCCUCAAAGCUCAACCGGGCAACUACGAAACAAUGAAAAUCCUCGGUUCUCUCUACGCUAACUCCACUUCACAAUCGAAAAGGGACAUCGCCAAAGUCCAUCUGAAAAAAGUCACCGACCAAUUUCCCGAUGAUAUCGAGGCGUGGAUCGAGCUGGCCCAAAUAAUGGAGCAGAGCGACCUGCAGGCGUCGCUGGGGGCCUACGAGACCGCCAUGCAGUUGCUGAAAAAGAACGUGCAGACGGAGAUACCGGUGGAGAUUUUGAAUAAUGUCGGUGCGUUGCAGUACAGGUUGGGCAAUCUGGAGGAGGCGAAAAAGAACAUCGAAGAGGCCCUGAGUCGGGCCAAAACCGAGGCGGCCAACGAUCCCCAGUACUACAACUCCGUGUCAGUCACCAUGUCCUACAAUUUGGCGCGCCUCAACGAGGCCAUGUGCCUUUUCGACAGGGCCGAGAAGCUCUACAAGGUCAUCUUGACGGAGCACCCCAACUACGUCGACUGCUACUUGAGGUUGGGCUGCAUGGCUAGAGACAAAGGUCACUAUUAUGAUGCCUCGGAUUGGUACAAGGAAGCUUUGAAGAUCGACACCGAACACCCUGACGCUUGGUCUUUGCUGGGCAACCUCCAUUUGGCCAAGCAGGAAUGGGGACCUGGACAGAAGAAAUACGAAAGGAUAUUGAAUAACCCCUCGACCUCUCAGGACGCCUACUCCCUCAUAGCCCUCGGCAACGUGUGGCUGCAAACGUUGCACCAGCCCACCAAGGACAAGGAGCGCAUCGGCAGACACCAAGAGAGGGCUUUGUUGAUGUUCACCAAGGUGUUGAGGAUCGAUCCGAAGAAUAUUUAUUCGGCGAACGGCAUCGGUGCCGUUUUGGCACACAAGGGGGCUGUUAACGAAGCCAGAGACAUUUUCGCGCAGGUGCGGGAAGCCACGGCGGAUUUCAGCGAUGUUUGGUUGAAUAUCGCCCAUGUGUACGUUGAGCAGCGGCAGUACGUUAGUGCUAUACAAAUGUACGAGAACUGCCUGAGGAAAUUCUUCAAGUACCACAACGUCGAGGUGCUGCAGUAUUUAGCGCGGGCCUACUUCAAGGCCGGCAAAUUCAAGGAGUGCAAGAUGACGCUGCUGAAGGCGCAGCGAGUGGCGCCCCAGGACACCGUCCUGCUCUACAACAUCGCCUUGGUGUUGCAGCGACUGGCUACUUUCAUACUGAAGGACGAAAAGUCCACGCUGUCGACCGUGUUGCAGGCCGUACACGAAUUGGGCCUGUCCUUAAAGUAUUUCAACUAUCUGGUCGAGCUGAACGACAAGAUGCGGUACGACGUGUCUCUGGCGGAGCUGGAGGCCAGACACUGCAAGGAUCUGCUGUCGCAGGCGCAGUACCACGUGGCGAGGGCGAGGAGGGUAGAUGAGGAGGAGAGGCUGAUCAGGAGGAAGCAGGAGGAGGAGCGGGCGGCAUUCAAGAUGCGACAGAUCGAGGAGCAGAAAAAAAUGGUAGAGUCCCAACGUCUCAACCAAGAAACACAGCUCCAGAAACGUCAAGAAUACAUAGAAAAAACGAAGAACGCUAUGAUAUUCGCCAGCAUGCCCUCAGAAAAGAAAUCCAAAGGAAAGGGUAGAGGCAGAGGCGACAUCCUCUCAGGCUCAGACAGCGACGAUGGAAAUACCGACGCUCCUCCAGGUGAAAAGAAAGAAAAGAAAGACAGAUCAAGGAAAAAAGAACGAUCCUCCCAUAAGAAAAAAGGCGGCAGAGGCAGAAAACGUAAAGAAAACUCCGACGACAGCGACGGUAACGAAAAACCGAGAAAGAGAAGCAAAAAAGAAAUCAAAGAAAAACCGAAGAAAGAUGAAGGCCUUAGCGCCAAACAAAAAAGGAAAAUCGUCUCCAAGGCCACAAUUUCCUCCAGUGACGAUGAAAGUGAUAAUGACAAACGAGGAAGCGGCGAUGACAGUGAUCACGGUCCCAGAAAACGCAAAAUUUCCUCUGGUUCUGAUUCCGCACGCUCGAAAUCCAGAAGCAGAUCAAGGUCUAAGAGUGGCUCCAGAUCAAGAUCUCGGUCUAAGAGUGGCUCCAGGUCGAGAUCUCGGUCUAAAAGUGGCUCCAGAUCAAGAUCUCGGUCUAAGAGUGGCUCCAGAUCGAGAUCAAGGUCUAAGAGUGGCUCCAGAUCAAGAUCUAGAUCUAAAAGUGGGUCCAGAUCGAGAUCUCGGUCUAAGAGUGGGUCCAGAUCGAAGAGCAGAUCUAAAUCUAGGUCCAAAUCGAAGUCUAGGAGCAAAUCGCGGUCCAAGAGUAGGUCGAAAUCGAAGAGCAGAUCAAGGUCUAGGUCUAAAUCAAAGUCCAAGAGCAGAUCGAGGUCUAGAUCUAAGUCUGGCAGCAAGAGUAGAUCUCCGUCUAGGUCGAAAAGUAGGUCUAGGUCUCCGUCGAAAUCACCUUGAGCUCUACGGAUCUAGAGAACUGUAAAUGUUAUUCAUGUUCAAUCAAGUAUUUACUCUGGGAAUGAAGUUGAUUUGUUGCCUAUGAAUAUAGAUAUUUGUAACGUUUUGUAUCUAAUAAUUAACCAAUAAAGUUUAUGAACUAGUCAUGUGGCUUUUAUCAAAAAAUGUAAGCUGGUUAU